AUGAUACUUUUUGAACGAAUCGGUUUAACACGAUAUGAUAUUAUAACAAAUUGUAUAGAAUGUUUACCUAUACAUUGGGAUAUUAAUUCAUUACAAGAUCAUAUGUUCAAUGAAUUAGUUCUAUUAACAUCUGGUAAUAUUCAUUUAAAUGCAUUAUGUCGAUAUGAAUUAACUCAUACUAAUCUAUCAAAAUAUAUAACUAAUGAUAAUACUAAUGCUAAUACUAAUACUACUGCUACUACUACUACUACUACUACUACUAAUAAUAAUAAUAAUAAUAAUAUAACAUCCACUGGUUUAAGACCACAUUGUUGCCAUGCUUCUGUAAUUAGUGGACAUGGUAUUUUAAGUUAUUUAGCAUGUUUACCACAAGAUAUAACUGAGCAUCAAUCUAUUAAUUUAACAAUGUUAAAAUCAUUACAAAGACGAUUCAAUUAUGAUUAUUCAACGAAUAUACAAUUAAGAAAAAAUACUAAUAAACAUUGUAAUAAUCUUUUACCAUCACCACGUGAUAAAUUUUGUAUGGAAUAUUAUGAUGGUAAACUUUAUCUAUUUGGUGGUUAUGGUCCACAAUUUAAACCAUUAUCUCUAUGGCCAAAUCAAUAUUAUCAAUGGCCAUAUUUAUAUGAUCCAAAUGAUAAUCAAAGUUGGAUUAUAUGUGAUAAUAAUGGUGGAUGGAAUAAUCAAUUAAUUAUUUAUGAUAUUCAUCAAAAUCAAUGGAAUUUAAUUCAUCAAUUAAAUGUCAUCGAGAAAUUUCCAACACCACGUGCAGCUCAUUGUUCUAUUAUAUUACCUAAACAUGGUUGGUUCAUUAUAUUUGGUGGUCGUGGUCCAUAUAAUAAUCAUAAUCAUAUAAAUACAUCACAACACUUAUCAGAUUAUCGUAUGAGUAGAUUAAAUGAUAUGUAUUGUUUUAAUAUUAAUUUAAUGGAAUGGACUAAAAUUUCAACACCAUUAGAUAUACCAAAUAUAAUAAGUAAUCAUUAUAUUAAACAACCAACAAUAUCAUGUUUAUGGCCAUGUGGUCGAUCUUGGAUGAAUAUGAUUACUGUCAAUGAAUCAUUAUCUAUACAGAACGAUUCUUCUUCGUCUUAUUGUUGUUGUUCUUUUACUUCCAAAUAUAAACCAAUGAAUGAAAUGAAUAUUCAAUUAUUUCUACAUGGUGAUUAUUCUAAUGAUGAAAAAUCAUUAAAUGAUGCUUAUUUAAUAAAUAUUCAUUUAUGUAAACAAUAUAAGCAAUUAAAAGCUGAAAUUAUUCAUUCUACAAAAGAGGUCAAUAUUAUAUCUAAUAAUAAUAACGAUAAUGACAAUACUUAUUAUUUAAUGAAUUUAAAUAAACAACAUAAUUAUUAUACUGAAUCAUUGAAUCCAAUGAAUAAUGAUACUGAUUCAAAUAAACCGACACUUAUAAAUGGUUAUAAAUGUUCACAACAACAAUCAAUGGAUGAUAAGAAAUAUAUUAAUUUAAAUGUGAAUUCAUUUGGAGAAAUUUUAUUCAAUGAACAAUUGUAUAUAGAUUUAAUUCAAUUGUAUUAUUCAGUGGAUUCAAAUUUGAUGACUGAAUUAUUUUUAAGCUAA
Messenger RNA from Schistosoma intercalatum, 1578 nucleotides. Lineage: Eukaryota; Metazoa; Platyhelminthes; Trematoda; Strigeidida; Schistosomatidae. The record is from the annotation of a GenBank genome assembly.